AUGGAGGAACUUCAAAGAAAUUAUGAAAAUGUUUGUGCUGCUCAACAAACGUGCUCACAAUGCUUACAAACUCCACAUUGCGUUUGGUGUUCUGAAUUGAAUAAUGAAACAUUAAUGCGAUGCGCUACAAGGAACAAUUUUUUAAAAGAAAAAAACAAUUGGUGUUCUGAGAAACAUGUUGUUGCCUAUAAGUCAUUUACUGAGAUUAUUGAGGACAAGCCUCUUCAUUCAAAGAAAGGCAAAGCUACUAUACAAAUUCAACCUCAAAGAAUGCGCGUUGUUCUUCGACAAGGAGAAGAGCAAAAAGUGAUUUUUAAAUAUAGCAAAGCAGAAGAUUAUCCAGUUGACUUGUACUAUUUAAUGGAUCUUUCAGCGUCAAUGGAACCUUAUAAAGAACAACUUUCAAAGCUUGGAAGUAAAUUAGCAGAUGCGAUGAGACAUUUGACGUCAAAUUUCCGCCUUGGUUUCGGUAGUUUCGUAGAUAAAGUAACGUUACCAAUGACGAGCACUCAUCCAGACAUGUUGAAAUCACCCUGCAACUUGACCAAUGAUCAAAGUUGUGCUCCGCCUUAUGGCUACAAACAUCAAAUGCCAUUGACUGAAGAUUGGACGCUUUUUAUGUCACGUGUCAGAGAAGCCCCUGUUUCUGGUAAUUUAGAUGGCCCGGAAGGCGGCUUCGAUGCUAUAAUGCAAGCUAUAGUAUGCACUGAUAAAAUUGGUUGGCGAAAAAAAGCUCGUCAUCUUUUGGUUUUUUCAACCGAUGCCACUGUUCAUAUUGCCGGCGACGGACGGCUUGCAGGUAUUAUUGAGCCAAAUGAUGGAUUGUGCCAUUUGGAUCAACAUGGAUAUUAUACUCAUUCGCUAUUACAGGAUUAUCCGUCAAUUUCUCAGAUCAAUCGAAAAAUUAAAAAACAUAACAUAAACAUUAUUUUUGUCGUGCCUGAACACAUGAAUGCAACAUAUCAACUAUUGACUAAAAGCAUUGGAGGUUCUUUCAUAGGAAUAUUAGAAAAUGAUAUCAACGACGUUGUAUCUUUAGUUAGCAAGCAGUAUGAAAAAUUGAUUGAUUCCGUAAUAUUGACAGACGACGCUCCAAAAGCUAUCGAUGUUAGGUAUUUUUCCAAAUGUUUCAAUGAAAAUUCAAUUUUAAGAGAGAGGAAGGAAUGUGAUGGUGUUAGAGUUAAUAAUGUAGCUGAGUUCGACAUUAUAUUGAAGGCUGUAAAUUGUCCAUCGAAUAUCAGCGAACGACAUCGAACCAUAAAAAUUAGUCCUAGAGGAUUGAUUGAACAUCUGGAACUAGAGAUCGAAAUUCUUUGUGAUUGUUCUUGUGAAAUGACGGGUAAUGAGGAUGGACCAUUGUAA
Molecule: messenger RNA, 1362 nt
Organism: Phymastichus coffea
Lineage: Eukaryota; Metazoa; Arthropoda; Insecta; Hymenoptera; Eulophidae
Product: integrin beta-PS-like
Exons: 11
Coding region: 1-1362 (453 amino acids)
Biological process (GO): cell adhesion mediated by integrin; cell migration; integrin-mediated signaling pathway
Cellular component (GO): integrin complex; cell surface; focal adhesion
Molecular function (GO): integrin binding
Source: RefSeq, a predicted model, not a curated record